Messenger RNA from Manduca sexta (tobacco hornworm), 1168 nucleotides. Its product is annotated as homeotic protein proboscipedia-like. Gene Ontology annotation, biological process: regulation of DNA-templated transcription. Lineage: Eukaryota; Metazoa; Arthropoda; Insecta; Lepidoptera; Sphingidae. The transcript has 2 exons. The coding region runs from base 34 to 1095 and encodes 353 amino acids. Gene Ontology annotation, molecular function: DNA binding; DNA-binding transcription factor activity, RNA polymerase II-specific. The record is from RefSeq and is a predicted model, not a curated record.
GUUGAGUGAAUCUGUGACGAGAAGUUAAUUAAAAUGAAGAGUAAUUUGUGGUUCAAGAAUACUGCAAAUCAGAAUCAUUAUAAGAGUGUGUAUGAAAAAAACAACAUGGCUACUAUGACCAUCGGUCGCGUAGUGAAAAAACCUAAAAGAGUCAGAAGCGCCUUCACAACAGAGCAAGUGAAUUACUUAGAAAGAGAAUAUAAAAAGUACCCAUACAUUGGCACUGGACAUAGAAAAGAGAUCGCUGCUUCAUUAAACAUCUCGGAGAGGACUGUGAAAAUAUGGUUUCAAAAUCGACGAAUGAAAGAGAAAAAGGAAACGAUUUACAAAGAAUUUUGUGACGAGCAUACCGGUCAAGAAAUUGCCAAAAGUCGAUUAAAUAAUAUGGCUACUAUGCAAUCAACUAAUGAUGGAUCGUUAAAUGCAUUGCCAUUACUAACAACUGACGUCGACAAUGCGAUAGCAAUGAAUAACAAACUUCUACAUCUUGAAGAAAAUAGGAUGAUAUCAAAAGAUACAUCUUUAUUAAAGAACGCAAAUCAACAACAAAAUAAAUCAGAUGUGAAGUUAUUACAGUUUCAAAAAAAACGUGAUUUGCAAAAAGAUUCUAGAUCUAUUGAUUCUUGUAAGAAAUAUAUAAAAGUAAAUAAUAAUCUUCAAGCUAAAUCCAAUCCUACGAACGUUGAAUCACAAGGUCCAAUUUCACAAAAUUCUAAUUCUCUCAAGCCUAAAGUUUCUCCACAAGAUUUAACUACGAAGAUACCACCAUUACAAACAAAGCAGAAGCCAUGUACUGGACAUGCUCAGGGUAUUUCUGGUUACUUUCCUGUCGUUCCCAAUUUUUAUCCUCAACCCUUUGUGUCACCUGGUGGUGUUUUAUGGAAGCCAGUAAUAAUGCCAUUAGUGUCUGGAGCAGGUCCUAAUAUUUCAACGAAUGAUUUCAAUGUAAUGGCUGCACCGGAACAGAAUUCCAAAAUGUGUAAUUGUAAUUGUCAUUCGAAAUCUUUCCCUAUCAAUACAGGACCUCAAAAUGGUCAAAAUCAACAAUAUUUCUUAACUGCGUUACCUUUACAAAAUCCCAGUACUAAGUUUUAAUUUAAGUACAUUUGUAUUGUUUAUUUCUUGUUAAGUGUUAUAAUUAUUUAAAGGAUAUAUAUUUUAAUAAAAA